AUGUCAUCGCUUGAAGAACAAUCGUUAAAGAGAAAGAAUAGGCUUCAGCAGCUAAGGAACAGAAAAAAACAAACGACAUCAUCAUCGUCACCAAUAGCAGAAGACCAAACAUCGUCAAUAAUAGCACAAGCCCCAGAAUUAACUGGAAUCCCCAAAGAUGAGAAUGACCAAGAUGACGUACAACAACAACUUCCAACUACUGAAAAUAAACCAAAGAAACCCAUUGUUUCGCGAAACCUUGAUCCAGAAACCAAGCUUCCAGUAAACGCUUUUACUUCACAAGUAUUGGCCAUGGAACUCGACACCGGAGAAACGGUAGAGUUGAUUUCUGGGAACCAAGAAAACCAGAUAUUAAAUGAUUUAUCUAGAAGGUAUCGAUUAGAUCAAGAUGAUGAGGAAAGUGAUGGAGAACAACAAGCGGUUUCCACAAAGAUCAAAGUGACCAGCGAUUUUGAAAAAGAUUUGAAGGAUUAUAAAAUAAAAUUGGAGCUUCAGACUAAUAAAAUGAUACGAACGUUGCUCAAGGAACGAUUACAAGCAGAAAAAAAUUAA
Saccharomycopsis crataegensis is the source of this 552-nucleotide messenger RNA. RefSeq lists its product as uncharacterized. The transcript has a single exon. Bases 1 to 552 code for a protein of 183 amino acids. NCBI's taxonomy places the organism in Eukaryota, Fungi, Ascomycota, Saccharomycetes, Ascoideales, Saccharomycopsidaceae. The record is from RefSeq and is a predicted model, not a curated record.